AUGGACCAUACCAAACAGGGGUAUGUUCCAAAGGCCGUUGCAGACACAUUCCGGGCUGGUCGUAAGAAGGUCUACAACGCCCCUAGAGGAGUCCUGGUCGAUGAGGCGGAUCGUGGCAGCGCGCCGGGUGAAGUGGUUAAAGUUGAAAGCAGCAAGUAUAAGAUGAAGACGAGGCUUAUAUAUUGCCAACGGUGCUUUGUACUACAGAAGUAUCACCGCUUACCCGAUCCUAAGCAAGAGGAGGAUAGGCUCAGAAGGAGGGAGAUCGAUGAGGGGCCUCCCGUAGAGGAGGCCAGAGAUGAGGAGGAGGAAGGGGAGGACGAAGACUCGAUACAAAUAGAACCCUUACAAGAGCUGGACGCUGACGAGCUGGCUGAGGUCUCCAAGCAGACCUCUAUGGGGUAUUACCGUAUGAAAGGCGGGUACCAGUGGCAGGAAGAAGAGGAGAUCGUUGCUAAGGUUGUUAAGAGCAUCAGGAAAGACUCACUCGUCCUCAUGUUGGUGGACAUUCUGGACUUUGAAAGCUCCAUCGUGCCCGAGCUGUUCGAGUCGUGUCGACAGAAGAACCUCCAAGUGAUGUUCGUUAUUAAUAAGAUAGAUGGCAUCCCCUUCUACGAGAAGAAGAAACAUCAGAUUCGUCAGUGGGCCACCCGAAUGAGUCGUCAGAUCAAGAACGCUCAGUGGUCGGAUGUGGUUCUCGUAUCUUCACUAAACGGUACGGGCUUUGCAGAAUUGGAAGACCGGAUGCGACAGUACCUCUCAGCCGAUAAGCCCAGGUGGAUAUACAUCGUGGGAAGAGUGAACACGGGCAAGAGCACAUUUGUUAACCGCUGGCUACGCCAUAUCGGUUACACCCAUCUUGGGACCGUCAACUACAAGCGUGGCACGUGA
This is a messenger RNA of Perkinsus marinus ATCC 50983, 891 nucleotides long. RefSeq names its product GTPase, putative. Gene Ontology annotation, cellular component: mitochondrion. The transcript has 8 exons. NCBI's taxonomy places the organism in Eukaryota, Perkinsozoa, Perkinsida, Perkinsidae. Bases 1 to 891 code for a protein of 296 amino acids. The record is from RefSeq and is a predicted model, not a curated record.